AUGGAAAUGUGCACUACUAAUGCAAUAAAGGAAGAUGAAGAUGACAAAACAGUUUUGGAUCUUGCUGUGGUUUUGUUUGAAACAGCGACACUUCGGUCAGGGUACCUUUUACUGGACACUAAAGCAUAUGGAGAUAGGAUAGAAAGAAUGCUUCGCCUCAGCUUAAACAUUGACCCUGACGCAAAGGUGGAAGAAGAGCCCGAAGAAGAACCUGAAGAAACAACAGAAGACACAGAGCAAGACGAGGAAGAAGACAUGGACGCAGGGACCGAGGAAGAAGAACAAGAAACAGCAAAGGAAUCUACAGCUGAAAAAGAUGAGUUGUAA
Molecule: messenger RNA, 327 nt
Organism: Nycticebus coucang (slow loris)
Lineage: Eukaryota; Metazoa; Chordata; Mammalia; Primates; Lorisidae
Product: endoplasmin-like
Exons: 1
Coding region: 1-327 (108 amino acids)
Biological process (GO): protein folding
Molecular function (GO): ATP-dependent protein folding chaperone; ATP binding; ATP hydrolysis activity
Source: RefSeq, a predicted model, not a curated record